This is a messenger RNA of Hevea brasiliensis (rubber tree), 4295 nucleotides long. RefSeq names its product myosin-1. Gene Ontology annotation, cellular component: actin cytoskeleton; cytoplasm; vesicle. The record is from RefSeq and is a predicted model, not a curated record. Gene Ontology annotation, biological process: actin filament organization; vesicle transport along actin filament. The coding region runs from base 559 to 4101 and encodes 1180 amino acids. The transcript is spliced from 24 exons. Gene Ontology annotation, molecular function: actin filament binding; ATP binding; microfilament motor activity. Lineage: Eukaryota; Viridiplantae; Streptophyta; Magnoliopsida; Malpighiales; Euphorbiaceae.
UGAAGCAAGGAAAAACCUGCUCCCCCUCUAUUUUCUACCAAAUCUUUCUUCUCUCUCCAUUUUCUCGCUAACCUAAUAAUACUCUCUGUCUUUCACCGCCUGCUAUAAUGGUGCCCUACUUAGCUGCUUAGCUGCUUCCUUUGAGCUGCCACUAAGAGUUUUGAAUGAUUUGAAGCGCAAAGGCUGGGAUUUGCUUUCAUAGGAUUUUGAAGAUCAGAUUGGGAUCAAGAAUUUGGUGAAUUGAUUCAAUUGCUGCCAUUUUAGUUUGGGAUUAUAAAAUUGAUAAAUAUCUACUGUUGAAGUCUUCUGUGGAUUUGGGUACUUGAAAGCUCUUUUAUAUCUUUGCCAAGUUGUCAAUGGUGACUAAAUAUUGAACAGCACUUGGGUCAAUUUCUACAAUUAUGGUCCCCUCUAUUAUGCUAAUCUAAUAAGUUGCCAAGUGGGGUCUUGUGAUAAUGCUUGGUAGGGGACUUUCUUUGUGAAAACGGAAAACUCAGCUUUUUUGCUUUACUUUAUAUAAUAGCAUCUGUGGGAACUCAAUCCUCAGAAUCUGGGAAAAUGUCACAGAAGUCCCAGGCCCUGCCUUCCUUUGAAUUGAUCAAGUCAUUGCCUGUUGAUUUUAGGUUCACUGGUUCUCUGACAUCUGAUCGGUUGGAAAAAUCAGAUGAUGUGAAUGCAGAGAAUAGUGAUGCAGUCUGUUCAAGUAUUCCUGAAAAUGAUAGUUUAGGCAAUGGGAUGGUUGAUGGAGUCCUAGAUAUCAUUGGGAAUGACGUCAAUGAGGAUUCACCAUACAGUGGGAAUAUCAUCACAGUUGGAGGUAGGCCCUCUUCUGGUAACGGGGACUUGGAUACUGUCACUUCAGUUUUACCUUCACCUUCACCUUCAAUCUCCAGAUCUCAUACAGAACACAGGUGGGGUGAUACCGCCUCCUACACUGGAAAAAAGAAACUCCAGUCUUGGUUUCAACUUCCAAAUGGCGACUGGGAGAUAGGAAAAAUUAUAUCAACUUCAGGGACUGAAUCUGUUAUUUCGCUGCCUGAUGGGAAAGUUUUAAAGGUGAAAUCUGAAAGUCUAGUACCUGCAAAUCCUGAUAUCCUUGAUGGUGUAGAUGAUCUCAUGCAACUUAGCUACUUAAAUGAGCCAUCAGUGUUGUACAAUCUUCAGUAUAGAUACAAUCAAGACAUGAUUUAUACAAAAGCAGGGCCUGUGUUGGUUGCCAUCAAUCCUUUCAAGGAAGUUCCUUUAUAUGGCAAUGAUUAUAUUCAAGCAUAUAAGAAUAAAUCUAUUGAGAGCCCUCAUGUGUAUGCCAUUACAGACACAGCCAUCAGGGAAAUGAUACGAGAUGAAGUAAACCAAUCUAUCAUUAUAAGUGGUGAAAGUGGGGCAGGAAAAACAGAGACGGCAAAGAUAGCAAUGCAAUAUUUGGCUGCCCUCGGUGGUGGUAGUGGGAUAGAAUAUGAAAUAUUGAAAACUAAUCCGAUUUUAGAAGCCUUUGGGAAUGCAAAGACAUUGAGGAAUGACAACUCAAGUCGCUUUGGUAAACUAAUUGAAAUCCAUUUCAGUGAAACUGGAAAAAUAUCUGGUGCCAAAAUUCAAACUUUUUUACUUGAAAAGUCUAGAGUGGUCCAAUGCAUGGAGGGAGAAAGGUCGUAUCACAUAUUUUAUCAGCUUUGUGCUGGGGCUCCACGUACACUUAAAGAAAAGAUAAAUUUGAAGAGUGUAAGUGAGUAUAAAUAUUUGGGGCAGAGUAAUUGCUACUCAAUUAAUGGGGUUGAUGAUGCUGAGCGCUUUCAUGUUGUUACGGAAGCUUUGGAUAUUGUUCAUGUCAGCAAGGAAGACCAAGAGAGUGUGUUUGCAAUGCUUGCAGCUGUAUUAUGGUUGGGAAACAUCUCAUUUACUGUUGUUGAUAAUGAAAAUCAUGUUGAACCUUUGACUGAUGAAGGUCUAACCACUGUUGCCAACUUGAUUGGAUGUGAUGUUGGGGAGCUUAAGUUAGCUUUAUCAACUCGCAAAAUGAAAGCUGGCAAUGAUAAUAUCAUCCAAAAGCUAACUUUAUCACAGGCCAUUGAUACAAGAGAUGCAUUGGCAAAGUCAAUCUAUGCUUGUUUAUUUGAGUGGUUGGUUGAACAAAUUAACAAAUCUCUUGCAGUUGGCAAAAGGCGAACUGGAAGAUCCAUUAGCAUUCUUGAUAUUUAUGGAUUUGAAUCAUUUGAAAGGAAUAGUUUUGAGCAAUUUUGCAUAAACUAUGCGAAUGAGAGAUUGCAGCAACACUUUAACCGCCAUCUAUUCAAGUUAGAGCAGGAGGAAUACAUUCAGGAUGGAAUUGACUGGGCAAAAGUUGAUUUUGAAGACAACCAAGACUGUCUCAAUCUCUUUGAAAAGAAACCUUUGGGGUUGUUAUCUUUGUUAGAUGAGGAGUCCACUUUUCCAAAUGGAACUGAUUUGACAUUUGCCAACAAGCUGAAGCAGCAUUUACAUUGGAAUUCAUGUUUCAGAGGGGACCGAGGCAAAGCCUUCAAGGUUUGCCAUUAUGCAGGGGAGGUUAUAUAUGAUACAACUGGAUUUUUGGAGAAGAAUAGGGACUUAUUACACUUGGAUUCUAUUCAACUUUUGUCUUCAUGCUCAUGCCAUCUUCCUCAGAUAUUUGCUUCCACUAUGCUUACUCAGUCUGCGAAGCCUGUGGUUGGUCCUUUAUAUAAAGCUGGUGGGGCAGAUUCUCAAAAGCUGAGUGUUGCUACAAAAUUCAAGGGUCAACUUUUUCAAUUGAUGCAGCGCCUAGAGAAUACCAGUCCACAUUUCAUACGUUGUAUCAAGGCCAACAACUCUCAGUCUCCUAGGUCAUAUGAGCAAGGGCUAGUAUUGCAGCAGUUGCGAUGUUGUGGAGUCCUAGAGGUUGUUCGUAUAUCAAGGUCUGGAUUUCCUACUAGAAUGUCACACCAAAAGUUCGCCAAAAGAUAUGGUUUUCUUCUGCUGGAAAGUGUUGCAUCUCAAGAUCCACUCAGUGUUUCAGUUGCAAUUCUUCACCAGUUCAAUAUAUUGCCUGAGAUGUAUCAAGUUGGCUACACAAAAUUGUUUUUCCGAACCGGACAGAUUGGUGUGCUUGAAGAUACAAGGAACCGUACCCUUCAUAGUAUUUUACGUGUUCAAAGCUGUUUCAGAGGGCACCAAGCUCGCCGUUACCUUAGUGAGCUUAGGAGAGGAAUUGCCACUCUUCAGUCAUUUGUUCGGGGAGAGAAAAUCAGAAUGGAAUAUGCGGUCUUGCUACAGAGACAUAGAGCUGCUGUUGUUAUGCAAAGGCAAAUAAAAAGCACUCUGUCUAUGAAAAGAUACAAGGAAAUCCAUGCGGCGUCGAUUAUAAUACAAUCAGUUGUUCGUGGAUUGUUGGUUAGAAGAUGUUCAGGCAAUAUAGGAUUAUUGACAGCUGGGGGCACAAAGGGGAAUGAGUCGGAUGAGGUGCUGGUGAAAGCAUCAUUUCUUGCUGAAUUACAGCGACGAAUUCUGAAAGCUGAGGCUGCUUUUCGAGAGAAAGAAGAGGAGAAUGACAUCCUCCACCAACGCCUCCAACAAUAUGAGAGCCGUUGGUCUGAAUAUGAGUUGAAAAUGAAGUCCAUGGAAGAAGUGUGGCAGAAACAGAUGAGAUCUCUGCAAUCCAGUCUCUCCAUUGCAAAGAAGAGCCUUGCAAUUGAUGAUUCUGAGAGAAAUUCAGAUGCAUCUGUCAAUGCAAGCGAUGAAAGGGACUUCAGCUGGGAUACAGGAAGUAACUACAGGGGUCAAGAAACUAAUGGUCAUAGUGCAAGACCAAUGAGUGCAGGCUUGAGUGUUAUAAGCAGGUUGGCUGAAGAAUUUGAGCAGAGGACUCAAGUGUUUGGUGAUGAUGCCAAGUUCUUGGUGGAGGUAAAAUCGGGUCAGGUAGAAGCAAGUUUGAAUCCAGACCGAGAGCUCCGAAGGUUGAAGCAGAUGUUUGAAUCUUGGAAGAAGGAUUAUGGAGCGAGAUUAAGAGAAACAAAGGUGAUUUUGAAUAAACUUGGAAAUGAAGAAGGUGCUCUUGACAGGGUGAAAAAGAAGUGGUGGGGAAGGAGGAACAGUUCAAGGAUUAAUUAAACUAUUUUGUAAUAGAUUUAGAGUUGCUGCUUUGUUUGGUUGGUUGUUAGCCCUUGCUGUUUGAAAUCAGAAAAUUAUAUUGCAGAGAAAACUUGCGAGUUUUGUUAUACAAGCCAUGGGCAAUUGGUAAAGCAUGGUGAUUCAUAUUUAAACCUUAUUUUAAAUGUAUAUCAAUAGUUUUUUUUUAUCUGACC